CACUUGUCGGACUCACCGCGCGUGCAUCAGUCAGCCGAGCGCGACGCGAGUAUAUCUUGGCUGGAGGGGCAUGUAGACUGACUCCCCACAUCACACCACCACACACCAUGCCCAUCGCCGUCCCGCUGAGCAGCUACGAGCACGUCCCCGAGACCAAGGCGGCGUUGGACUGGGCCGAUCUCCCCACGAUCGACCUGUCGCUGUACGACACCGAGGCCGGCCGCGCGCAGCUGGCCACGACCCUCAUCGACGCCGUCCGCACAAAGGGCUUCUUCUACGUCACGGGCUUUGGCAUCCCGCAGGCGACUGUCGACCGGCAGUUUGCCCUCGGGCAGGAGUUCUACUCCCUCCCGCUGGACGAGAAGCUCAAGUACGUCCCAGACCUCGACAAUGGCGAGUACAAUGGGUACCGGCCUGCCGGGCGGCGGGUGCUUGCGAAUGGCGUGCGUGAUCGGACCGAGGUGUACAAUAUUCCCAAGUACCAAGUUCCCCAGGAGUUCCCCGACGUCAUCAAGACCAACCUCGACGAGAUCCGCGACUUCCAGAAACUCCUCCAUGACAAGGUCCUCGACCCCUUGCUCACGCUCAUCGCCGAGGCGCUCGAGCUGCCGUCCGACUACCUGACCAACAUCCACCAGUACGACGUGCGCACCGAGGACCACCUGCGCUACAUGCUGUACUCAAAGUACACGCCCGAGGAGCAGGAGCGCCUGCUGGCCGGCGACGGGCUGUACUCGCAGGGCCAUACCGACCUGGGGUCGAUCACGCUGCUCUUCCGCCAGCCCGUGGCGGCGCUGCAGAUCAAGGACCACGGCACAGGCGACUGGAAAUGGGCGAAGCCGCUCGACGCGAGCCUGACUGUCAACACUUGCGACGCGCUGUCUUUCCUGACGGGGAACUACGUCAAGAGCACGAUCCACAGGGUACACCUGCCGCCCGCGGACCAGCGGCACGUCGACCGCCUCGGGCUGCUGUAUUUCGCCCGCCCGCACAACGACGUGCGGCUGAACACGGUCCCGAGCCCCCGGCUCCAGCGCGAGGGCUUCACGCAGAACGAGUUUGAGCGCGAGGGCCUCGACGUGCCCACCAUGGGCGAGUUUACGCAGAAGAAGCAGACGUGGCAGCAGAAGAAGAGCGAGGCGUUCAGGUUUAGGGACGGCGAGGAGAUUGUGCCGGGGUUCAAGGGGAGGUAUCAUGAUUGAGUGGCUGCGAGCCGCGAGCCGCAGGCGAGCGGCGAGCGGCGAGCAGCGAGUGGAGGUGGGAAAGAUGAAGGCAGUAGGCUUGACCUAGCAAGUAGUACCUCGUUGCCAUGCACUUACAUCAUCG
Messenger RNA from Vanrija pseudolonga, 1326 nucleotides. RefSeq names its product UPF0676 protein. The record is from RefSeq and is a predicted model, not a curated record. Lineage: Eukaryota; Fungi; Basidiomycota; Tremellomycetes; Trichosporonales; Trichosporonaceae. The transcript is spliced from 3 exons. Gene Ontology annotation, molecular function: 2-oxoglutarate-dependent dioxygenase activity. Bases 108 to 1202 code for a protein of 364 amino acids.